Molecule: messenger RNA, 2976 nt
Organism: Hipposideros armiger (great roundleaf bat)
Lineage: Eukaryota; Metazoa; Chordata; Mammalia; Chiroptera; Hipposideridae
Gene: TNNI3K
Product: TNNI3 interacting kinase
Exons: 25
Coding region: 67-2517 (816 amino acids)
Biological process (GO): protein phosphorylation
Molecular function (GO): protein binding; protein kinase activity; ATP binding
Source: RefSeq, a predicted model, not a curated record
UGCACUUGAACUUGGAAUCUUGUAAUGUGAGGAGCUACACUGGAGAACAGAAGAAACUUCUAACAAAUGGGAAAUUAUAAGUCUAGACCAACCCAAACUUGCACUGAUGAAUGGAAGAAGAAGGUCAGUGAAUCUUAUGUUAUUAUAAUAGAAAGGUUAGAAGAUGACCUGCAGAUCAAAGAAAAAGAACUUACAGAACUAAGGCACAUAUUUGGUUCUGAUGAUGCCUUCAAUAAAGUCAAUUUAAAUUACCGCACAGAAAAUGGGCUAUCCCUGCUUCAUUUAUGUUGCAUUUGUGGAGGCAACAAGUCUCAUAUUAGAACCCUUAUGUUAAAAGGGCUCCGCCCCUCUCGACUGACAAGAAAUGGAUUUACAGCCUUACACUUGGCAGUUUACAAGGACAGUGCAGAAUUGAUCACGUCCCUGCUUCACAGUGGAGCUGACAUACAGCAGGUUGGGUAUGGUGGCCUCACUGCCCUACAUAUUGCUACCAUAGCUGGUCACCUGGAGGCUGCUGAUGUGCUGCUGCAGCAAGGAGCUAAUGUCAAUGUUCAAGAUGCGGUUUUUUUCACCCCACUGCACAUUGCAGCCUACUAUGGGCAUGAACAGGUAACCCGCCUCCUUUUGAAAUUUGGCGCUGAUGUAAAUGUAAGUGGUGAAGUUGGAGAUAGGCCCCUACACCUAGCAUCUGCAAAAGGAUUCUUUAAUAUUGCCAAACUCUUGAUGGAAGAAGGCAGCAAAGCAGAUGUGAACGCUCAGGACAAUGAAGACCACGUCCCACUUCACUUCUGUUCUCGCUUUGGACACCAUGACAUAGUGAAGUACCUGCUCCAGAGUGAUUUGGAAGUUCAGCCGCAUGUAGUUAAUAUUUAUGGGGACACCCCUUUGCACCUGGCAUGCUACAAUGGCAAAUUUGAAGUCGCCAAGGAAAUCAUCCAACUAUCAGGAAUAGAAAGUCUGACUAAGGAAAACAUCUUCAGUGAAACAGCUUUUCACAGUGCUUGUACCUAUGGCAAGAACAUCGAACUGGUUAAAUUUCUUCUUGAUCAGAAUGUCGUAAGCAUCAACCACCAAGGAAGGGAUGGACACACAGGAUUGCACUCUGCUUGCUACCAUGGCCACAUUCGCCUGGUUCAGUUCUUACUGGAUAACGGAGCUGAUAUGAACCUGGUAGCCUGUGAUCCCAGCAGGUCUAGUGGUGAAAAGGAUGAGCAGACAUGUUUGAUGUGGGCUUAUGAAAAAGGACAUGAUGCAAUUGUCACACUCCUGAAGCAUUAUAAGAGACCGCAAGAUGAACUGCCCUGUAAUGAGUAUUCUCAGCCUGGAGGAGAUGGCUCCUAUGUGUCUGUUCCAUCCCCCUUGGGGAAGAUUAAAAGCAUGACAAAAGAGAAGGCAGAUGUUCUACUCCUAAGAGCUGGAUUGCCUUCACAUUUCCAUCUUCAGCUCUCGGAAAUUGAAUUCCAUGAGAUUAUCGGCUCAGGUUCUUUUGGGAAAGUAUAUAAAGGACGAUGCAGAAAUAAAAUAGUGGCUAUAAAACGUUAUCGAGCCAACACCUACUGCUCCAAGUCAGAUGUGGAUAUGUUUUGCCGAGAGGUGUCCAUUCUCUGCCGGCUGAACCAUCCUUGUGUAAUUCCGUUUGUGGGCGCUUGUUUGAAUGAUCCCAGCCAGUUUGCCAUUGUCACUCAGUACAUAUCAGGAGGUUCUCUGUUCUCUCUCCUUCAUGAACAGAAGAGGGUUCUUGAUUUGCAGUCUAAAUUAAUUAUUGCAGUAGAUGUUGCCAAAGGUAUGGAGUACCUUCACAACCUGACACAGCCAAUCAUACACCGUGACUUAAACAGUCACAACAUUCUUCUCUAUGAGGAUGGGCAUGCUGUGGUGGCAGAUUUUGGAGAAUCAAGAUUUCUACAGUCUUUGGAUGAAGAUAACAUGACGAAACAACCGGGGAACCUCCGCUGGAUGGCUCCUGAGGUAUUCACGCAGUGUACACGCUACACCAUCAAAGCUGAUGUCUUCAGCUACGCUCUCUGUCUGUGGGAACUUCUCACUGGCGAAAUCCCAUUUGCUCAUCUCAAGCCAGUGGUAGGAUGGUUUGUGCAGUCAGAGAUUGUUGGAGUCAAGGUUCCGGAAGAAGGAAGACCUGAAUUUUCUGAAGUCGUUACCAAGUUAGAAGAGUGUCUCUGCAACAUUGAGGUGAUGUCUCCAGCUUCGAGUAACAGCAGUGGGUCUCUCUCACCUUCCUCUUCUUCUGAUUGCCUGGUGAGCCGUGGAGGACCUGGCCGGAGCCAUGUGGCAGCUUUACGGAGUCGUUUUGAAUUGGAAUAUGCUCUAAAUACAAGGUCUUAUGCUGCCUGGUCCCAAAAUGCUGGACAAUGUUCGUCUCAAGGCCUGUCUUUAGAGGAGAUGAAGAGAAGCCUUCAGUUCCCGCCCAUUGACAAAUACGGCUACGUGUCGGAUCCCAUGAGCCCAAUGCAUUUUCAUUCUUGCCGGCAUAGUGGCAGCUUUGAGGACAGCAGCUGACAGCACUCCGCAUAUACCUAAGGAGACUUUUCCCUCACACUGAUAGCAACAAUUCCAACCAUGGCAGACUUGCUUCCAAUUAUAAUAUUUUACCCCCUGGGUCUCCUUAAAUUUGUGUGUUUGCACUGGUCCUAUUUAAUUCCCAACCACAAGUUGGGCUUUGGGUUUGUGGCUAAGGAAUGAAAUGCAAAAGAACCAAGACAAAAUGUAUUUGAAGAAUUGGUUUUAGUUUUGUAAAUGAAAAAAAACAAAAACACAAAUGUAUAUUGGUACGUGGAUAUGGGGCCUUGGUUCAUGGUGGGCACUUAACAGUUAUUACGUUUUCCUAGACUAAAUUAUGUAGACUUGUGUUUGAGAGCCGUGGGUUUGAUUUCUUAGAAUAUUGUUCAUUUUCUUAUCUCAUUAUGUUACUUCUUCUGUCCAGCGCUGUGAUUAAAGAUUCUUUGGUGGCAAGCAAAA